UGCGCAUUGGGUUCGCCCUUUGAUUGGUCAGUUCCCAGGCAGUGCCGCUGUCGCCAUGACUCUCUUUCAUUUCGGGAAUUGUUUCGCUUUGGCCUACUUCCCGUACUUCAUUACGUACAAAUGCAGCGGCCUGUCGGAAUACAGCGCCUUCUGGAGAUGUGUGCAGGCCGGGGCCACCUACCUGUGCGUGCAGCUCUGCAAGAUGCUGUUUCUCGCAACGUUCUUCCCCACGUGGGAAGGAGCCGUCGGAUCCUAUGACUUCAUUGGGGAGUUCAUGAAGGCCACGGUAGACUUGGCGGAUUUGUUAGGACUGCACCUGGUGAUGUCCCGCAACGCAGGGAAAGGAGAAUACAAGAUCAUGGUGGCUGCCAUGGGCUGGGCCACAGCUGAGUUGGUUAUGUCCAGGUGUCUGCCCCUGUGGGUCGGUGCGCGUGGAAUCGAAUUUGACUGGAAGUACAUCCAGAUGAGCAUAGAUUCCAACAUCAGCCUGGUGCACUACAUGGCAGUGGCGGCCCUCGUGUGGAUGUGGACGCGAUACGACCUCCCCACACAUUAUCGGCUGCCGGUGACUGUGCUUCUAGGGCUCAGUAUGUACAAAGCCUUUCUUUUGGAGUCUUUUGUGCACGUUUUUCUGAUGGGCAGCUGGACGGCGCUCCUCCUGAAAGCCGUGGUCACCGGCCUCCUGUCCUUCAGCUGCCUCACGCUCUUUGUGAGCCUCGUCCACAGUAACUGAGGACCACCUGCCACAAGUGGACAGAAAUAUCAUCUGUUUAUCCAAGGAAGAUGACUUUGGGAGUGGAAAAAAAACAGCAGUGGGACUCUUUGUGUCUUUGGAUUUGUUUAAAUUAAUUUCCUACAAACUUUAUAAUAAAAAAAAUAUAUGGACCAUUCA
This is a messenger RNA of Spea bombifrons (plains spadefoot toad), 892 nucleotides long. It is a transcript of the gene TMEM147, whose product is annotated as transmembrane protein 147. NCBI's taxonomy places the organism in Eukaryota, Metazoa, Chordata, Amphibia, Anura, Pelobatidae. The record is from RefSeq and is a predicted model, not a curated record. The transcript is spliced from 7 exons. The coding region runs from base 56 to 733 and encodes 225 amino acids.